Messenger RNA from Dendroctonus ponderosae (mountain pine beetle), 1955 nucleotides. RefSeq names its product protein ERGIC-53. NCBI's taxonomy places the organism in Eukaryota, Metazoa, Arthropoda, Insecta, Coleoptera, Curculionidae. The record is from RefSeq and is a predicted model, not a curated record. The transcript is spliced from 10 exons. Gene Ontology annotation, cellular component: Golgi membrane; endoplasmic reticulum membrane; COPII-coated ER to Golgi transport vesicle. Gene Ontology annotation, biological process: Golgi organization; endoplasmic reticulum organization; endoplasmic reticulum to Golgi vesicle-mediated transport. Gene Ontology annotation, molecular function: D-mannose binding. Bases 58 to 1575 code for a protein of 505 amino acids.
CAACCUCAAUCUUCUCACUGUUCUUCAAUCACUGCAGUGGCGCUGUUAAAUGUAAACAUGGAGAGGCUUAUUCAAAUUUUAAGUGUUUUUCUCCUCAUUUCCUUAUUAUUCAUUAAUUCCAGCACUGGAUACAAAGUGAUCAAGAAGUUUGAGUACAAGUUUUCGUUCAAGCCUCCCUAUUUGGCGCAAAGAGAUGGUUCGGUGCCCUUUUGGGAGUACGGAGGCAAUGCCAUAGCGAGCUCUGAUAAUGUGAGACUGGCUCCAUCACUCAAAAGCCAAAAAGGUGCAAUAUGGACGAAGAAUCCCGUUCCUUUCGACUACUGGGAAGUGGAUCUUCUGUUCCGAGUAACCGGCAGAGGAAGAGUGGGCGCUGAUGGCUUGGCCUUUUGGUAUACCCAAAGCAAAGGGGCUUAUGAUGGCGAAGUCUUUGGAUCGUCCGACAAAUGGAACGGUCUAGGCGUUUUCUUCGAUUCAUUCGACAAUGACAACAAGCACAAUAAUCCCUACAUUUAUGCGGUGCAAAAUGAUGGCAAUAAGCUGUUUGACCAUCAAAACGAUGGGGGCGCACAACAGUUGGGAGGAUGCCUUCGAGACUUCCGCAACAAACACUUUCCCACCAGAGCGAAAAUCAACUAUCACAACAAUGUUUUAACGUUGAUGUUCAACAAUGGGCUGAACAGCAAUGAGGACGACUUCGAGAUGUGUUUCCGGGUGGAAAAUGUAGUUCUGCCGAAGAAUGGCUACUUUGGGGUGUCGGCCGCCACUGGAGGCCUGGCUGACGAUCAUGAUGUUAUCCAUUUACUCACCAGCAGUUAUGGGGCUCCGGGAGCAACCGCCCCCGAAACGCCAGUUUCUCCGGAAGAUCAUGCUAAACUGCAGCAGGAGUACUUGGACUAUCAAAAACAGCUGGAGCUUCAAAAGGAGGAGUAUAGAAAGGAGCAUCCCGGUGAUAAAGCGGCUGAGAUGGAGGACUUCUAUGAAUCAGAUAGCCAGCGUGAGCUGAGGCAGAUCUUCCAGGGCCAGAACCAGAUAUUUGGCGAGGUGAAAGAGCUGAGCCGAAAGCUGGACGAAAUUGUUGGCAAACAGGAACGAACAAUGAGUUUGAUAUCGCAACAAGCUGGAGCAAUUGGAGCGAAUAUUCCGCCCCCACCGGCCGGACAGCCGCCUCAGGCCGGCGGCUACGUGGACACCAUUCGGCGACACGAAGUGGAUGCGAUAUUUAACAAUCAAAACCAGUUCCAGAACGCUAUAAGCGAAAUGAGGCAAUUCGUGUUGGAAAUCAAACAGAGAAUCGACACAGUGAUUAAUAAUCAAGCGAAAGCUCCCACUGCUCAAGUGCACGCUGUGGGCUUUGAUACGCAAUCGUUGGUGAACGAAGUGAGAGAUGGGCUCAAUCAGGUGAAAGUGAAUGUGGCACAGGUGUCGGCUCAUUUAGGGCAACAAUCCAGCUGCCCUACAGUGAAUUGCGUGACCUUCACUUCUGUUCUAAUCAUUGUCGCUGUUCAGCUGGUCCUUAUUCUCGGUUACAACAUUUAUAGGGACAACAGAGACAACCAAGCCAAGAAAUUCUAUUAACAAUCGACUGUUAAUAGUCGGAUUUGAUGGGCGCUUGUAAUGUUUUUUUAUUCGUGUUUUUCUGGGCAAAAUUCAUUAUUUCACUCGUUUGCUCAUGGCCAAUUUGUGAUUAUCCUCCAACAUACAAAUGACAAAACUAAUUGAGAUUUUUUAGCGCAUUUUAUAUGGAUUUAGGCGAUCUAGUUUUUAUGUAUAUAUUAAUGAUUAAGCAAUGGAAAAAUGAAGAGAAUAUUUUGAGUGUUUUAAGGUUUAGAUCAUCUUCAGCAGCAGGUGCAGUCUUCCAAUUGCGCAGCCCUACUGUUUACAUUAUUUAUUUCUACGUUUUGUUACUUUAUCUUUUCAACACACGUUUUUUUCCCAAUAUAUUUUAGUGUCUUUUU